GGCCUCCAAAGUCCAAAUCAGAGAUAAAGAUCAAACUCUAAAGACCAUGCUUCUUCUCUACCUCUAGCCUCCCAACUUUCUAAACAAAAUCUCAGCUGGUGUUUGAACUCAUGGUUGUUGUGCAAGCCUCCAAGAUCAAUCUGCCAACACCUUCUUCGCUUUACUACCCACAAACAACCUCCUUUCUCUUUGAACCCCACUCCCUCUCCCUUGCCCUCAUGCACUCUGACUCCUCGUUUUCCCUCUUUUCUUCCCUUUCCUUUCCCCUUCUUUCCUUACCCCAGGCUCUCACUAUCCCUUCUCCUUCCUCUUCCUCCUCUUUCCUCCUCCUUCAAGAAACCCAGGAAGACCCCAAUCCUAGAGUCCUCUUCAUUGUUGGAGGUCCGCAUAAAGGUACCUCCAAGGUCCUCCUCAGGUUUUAUCUUUUAAGGAAUAAUGAAAGUAAGGUUUUUGAUAGGGCAAAGGUUGUUAGCAAGCAAAAGGGUAUUGAUUUUGAUGAUAAAGUUGGAGUUUUGUUGGAUGUUAAUCAUGGGAUGAAGAUUUCCAUUGUUGGGUCGGUUAAUUUUUUCGCGUUGUAUUCACUUUCGGACGCCAAAGUUCUGAUUUUUGGGGUUAAAUUGGUGGGGGAUGAUGAUGCGGUUGCGGUGAAGCUGAUGAGGUGUGCUGUGAUUGAGUGCUGCAGGCCGGUUUUUUCCAUGAGUAUUUCUUUUGGGUGGUUGAUUUUGGGGGAAGAAAAUGGGGUUAGGGUUAUAGAUUUAAGGGGUUUGGUGAAAGGGAAGACGAGAAGAGUAAAAAAUUUGGCUUCCAAAGAGAAAUUACUGAACGUGUCGAAUUCUCUGAUUCGAGAUGGUGAUGACUUUGGUGGAUCAAGUUCAGAGAUUCCUUGCAACGGUUCUUUGGAUGGGAAAAUUGAAAAGCAUUGUGUUUCUGGUACUUCUUUUUGUCCAGGUAGUGGGGCUACUCAUAUUAAGCAAGCAAAGCUAAGGUCUAUAAAAUACAUACAAGAAACUGAUGAAAGUGGUGCAUGUUUUGUGGCAUUUAAGGAAAAGGAGGUUAAGGGCUUGGAAUCUACAGCAUUGCCAAAGAUGUCUGUGAAGACAAUUUCAAUCCAAGCACUAUCACCCAAGAAAUUCUUGAUCUUAGAUUCUUCUGGAGAACUAUGUAUCUUGAAUGUGCAUAAAACUGCUGUUGGAUUCAAUAUCUCUUGUCAACUUAGGCAAUUGCCACAGAGUCUGAAAGUGCAGAAGUUGGCAGUUUUCCCUGAGAUGUCCUCAAGAAUACAAACUAUUUGGAUAUCAGAUGGAUACCAGUCGGUGCAAAUGAUGGACAUUGAUACUACCUAUAAUGAAGAUGAUGGAAGUGAGAGUGAGGGAAAGCUAAUGCAAACCUCAGUUAGUCAAGCAAUUUUUACUAGUGAAAAAGUCCAGGACAUGAUACCCACAGCUGCAAAGAGCAUUUUGAUCCUCGGACAAGCAAGAAGCUUGUAUGCAUAUGCAGUUUCUUGAAGUUGUUUUGCAACAUCCUCUUUCCUGUGGACAUGAUGCUGAGGGCCCUGUUAUGUUUUGCCACUUUGAGUGUGUUCCUGGACCAGUGUUCUUAUAAUAACUUCUGUUGGCCAUUUUGUAGUUCUUUAGCACCAUGGUUUCUGAAGUCAACGGCUGCAGUUAUCUCAUAGACCUGAUGGUGCUUAAGAGCUUGAGAUACCUGGUCUUGAAGAGAAUCAUGGGAACAGUCAGAUGCCUGUCAAUGGAGUUCUGAAUCCAGAAAAAUCAAAUCUCCUGAACAACUGGGAAAGCAACAUCUGCUGCACAGGCUGCUUCCGGUGGCUCAAAAAUUUACAACGGCUAUAUAAUCCAGUUGUUUGCUGCCUUCAACCUGUGUUUAACUGUGGAGCUCAAAAUGAAUCUUGGUUUGUCAACCAGAUGAGUGAGGCAGCACCAAUCAAACAUUGUAAUGUGAGAGAGCUUCAGUUGAUACUCUGUUGCCAGCUAGCAUUUGAUUUUAUGGAUUUCCAAGAAUUUAAACAAGGGUUUUUUUUUUUUUUUUCUUGACCAUUAAAAUUAAAACAGAAAA
This is a messenger RNA of Rubroshorea leprosula, 2073 nucleotides long. The record is from the annotation of a GenBank genome assembly. Lineage: Eukaryota; Viridiplantae; Streptophyta; Magnoliopsida; Malvales; Dipterocarpaceae.